UGAAGUGGCUGCAGCAGGACGGAUCAGGAGCUGGAGGCUGCACUUGUUAGCAAAUUUUGCAGGGAGGAAACCUGGACAUGGAAACCAAUGUGCAGAUAUACAGAGAGGUAGAGAGAAAUGGAUCCAUCCACCAGCUGACCAACACACAUUUACACAGGGUUCCCUGAAAAUGCAUUGGCUCAUUUACCAUUGUUGAUGGGAAUGUGGUGACUGGGGAAGAUGUCGGUAACAAGCAGGAACUGUAUCGUCAGGUGCCGAUCACUGGAAGAGGAGUAUGGCUUAUAUACAGCUAAAAAGGAUGAUAUUGGCAUUUACAAUUACCAAAUUGAGGGCAAUAUUGGGAAACUGAAGAGUUGCCUUAAUGGUUUGCUUCAAGAAUAUGGUCUAACCCUGACCAUGAAAGAUGAGUAUAUAAAAGAAUUCUGUACAUAUGGAGCUGCAGAACCUUGCUUCCUUCUUGGUAAUAUUUUAUGCAUUUAUAAGGUUGCGGAGGGGCCAGGAUCGCCUCUUGGCACUUACCUCCUCUGUCGCCAACCCCUAGUCUGGUCCCCUGUCUUUGCCGACUCUCUGUGCUUUUUUUCUUCUUUUUGCGAUCCUGCGCAGGUUCUCGUACAUUGUUAGCAACACCUUGCGCAUGCACACUUGGGCGGCCUUGCUUAGGGCGCCGCAAAAGUAUUCAACCCCCCUUGUCUUUUUACCUAUUUUGUUACAU
Molecule: messenger RNA, 712 nt
Organism: Xenopus laevis (African clawed frog)
Lineage: Eukaryota; Metazoa; Chordata; Amphibia; Anura; Pipidae
Gene: nae1.L
Product: NEDD8-activating enzyme E1 regulatory subunit-like
Exons: 5
Coding region: 220-621 (133 amino acids)
Source: RefSeq, a predicted model, not a curated record